AAGAAGGUGCAGCUCUUCAGCGCUGGGAGAUUCAGUCUUUUCUGCUGGUCCUGUUACUCCCCCCCAUUCAUUACAUUUAUGGAAAUACACUGGGGACGACUCCCUGCUGCUGCCUCUGGACUCAGUGCCUGAAGUUCAGUAACAAAGUGCUGGGAGUGAUGUGAAUCCGGAGCAGCGGAGAGGAGUGAGUGGUUGCCGGUGGCACAUAGAAGCAGCAGCAGUUCAUUAUGUAAAUGUGUCAAUGUGCUGGAAGGCUUAGCCCAGUCGCAGCUUAGUGGCCACAGGAUCACUGCCCAGGCAUCUCAUACAUUAAUACAUUGACUACUGGAGGGCUGGGAUCAGGGCACUGUGUGGAUCCUAGUCUGGACUCUUUGCUAUUGGAUCUAAUGCAUUUGGAUGAUCACAGCAGCAGCAGCAGAAUUCUAGUAACCAGAUUGUGCCACCAUGGAGAACCUCUUACAUGUGCUCCUGCUGAUGGUUCCGCUUCUGUUUUCUGUCCAUGGUUUCCACCCAGAAUGCAGAAUGAAGCUGGUCCUCAAGCAGCAGGAGAUGAACUGUAUGGCCAAGCUGAAAGCACAGGGAACAGAAAUGUCCUCACAAAAAGGGUGCAUUGGAGUUUGGGAUAACAUCACGUGUUGGGACACAGCUCGGCAUGGGGAGAAAGUCACCCAGAACUGCCCCGUUGUGCUGCGGUACAAUUCCGGGAAGAAAGGAAAUAUAAGCAGAACAUGCACAAGGAGGGGCUGGACUGAUAUAUAUCCUGACAUUUUUGAUGCCUGUGGCUACAAUGAAAAUUCAACAUUGAAGCCCCAGGCCCAAAGCAGUGUAAAGAGGCUGGAUUUCUACGUUAUAGUAAAGGCAAUCUACACAUUUGGACACAGCGUUUCCCUGAUUGCUCUGACUAUAGGAUGUACCAUUCUCUGCCUGUUCAGAAAACUCCACUGUACACGGAAUUACAUUCACCUGAAUCUGUUCAUCUCUUUCAUUUUGAAAGCAAUCUCUGUUUUAGUGAAGGACAGCUUCCUCUUCUCCAAUCCAGACUCCUGUCCAGAAUCUUUGAUCGGCUGCAAAAUUAUAUUAGUAUUCCUGCAGUACUGUGUCAUGGCAAACUUCUACUGGCUGUUGGUUGAAGGGCUUUAUCUUCAGACACUUCUUCUGGUGAUAUUCUCUCCAAACAGACAUUUCACAGUGUAUCUGCUGACUGGAUGGGGCAUCCCUACCGUAUUCAUUAUUGUUUGGAUUGUCUCAAGGAUUUAUUUAGACGACACAGAAUGCUGGGAUAGUAAUGAUCACAAUGUUCCUCGGUGGAUUAUAAAAAUUCCCAUCAUCAUUUCCAUCACUCUAAAUUUCUGCCUUUUCAUUAACAUCAUUCGGAUUCUGCUACAGAAGCUGCGGUCACCUGAUGUUGGGGGCAACGACCAAUCACAAUUCAAGAGACUGACCAAAUCAACACUUCUGCUCAUACCACUAUUUGGGGUUCACUACAUGGUGUUCACGGUUUUCCCAAUGCCCAGUUUCAGUGACUGCCAGAUAUGGUUUGAACUGUGCGUUGGAUCCUUUCAGGGACUGGUCGUGACCAUUCUAUACUGUUUCUUGAACACAGAAGUGCAAGGAGAGCUAAAAAGAAAAUGGCAGAGCUGGGACUACAUCCAGUACAAGAAGCGAGACAAGAGGAUGCACAGUUUGACUAUUUCUCGCAACGGCUCCGAGAGUGCACCCCAGUUUCACAGGGACUCAAGGGCCCAGUCCAUCCUGCAGACAGAAACCACAAUCAUUUAAUCUCAGCAUCCAUAAAGGACAAUCAAUUGCCAAAUAUUAGAGACUGCAAAGAAUAAACGAGGCUCUCCGCACAGGGCCAAACUGACUCUGUAGAGAUCAUCUAUAGCUCAUAUAUAUAUAUAUAUAUAUAUAUAUAUAUAUAUAUAUAUAU
This is a messenger RNA of Xenopus laevis (African clawed frog), 1930 nucleotides long. It is a transcript of the gene vipr2.L, whose product is annotated as vasoactive intestinal peptide receptor 2 L homeolog. Lineage: Eukaryota; Metazoa; Chordata; Amphibia; Anura; Pipidae. Bases 445 to 1779 code for a protein of 444 amino acids. The transcript has 14 exons. The record is from RefSeq and is a predicted model, not a curated record.